This is a messenger RNA of Vitis riparia (riverbank grape), 1573 nucleotides long. RefSeq lists its product as uncharacterized. The transcript has a single exon. The record is from RefSeq and is a predicted model, not a curated record. Lineage: Eukaryota; Viridiplantae; Streptophyta; Magnoliopsida; Vitales; Vitaceae. The coding region runs from base 557 to 1045 and encodes 162 amino acids.
UCCACUGUUGUGGGCAUGUUUCAAACUCCUCUCUUCUUCUGCAUCUUCUUUCUUUACGAGCUUGUUUGAUCUCCUGAAAAUUCUGAUAGUUGGGUUUGUCUUCUUCUACUUGUCCAUUUUGGAUAAUGUAUUAAGUUUUCUGAAUCAAAGAGAAGAAAUCUUGAAGCUGACUUCUCCACUUCCAUGCCUGUUUGGUUAAUUGGGAAAAAGGUGUAGGAAUAAAGGAGAAAGUUUGCGCAUUUUCCUUUCCUUUCCCGUCGACCAAACUGAGUCCUUUUGGUGCAAUUUGAUGGGGUUUCUGUCUUUCAUGAGCUAACACUAAAUGGGUCGGCUUUAAAUCUUUAAUUUUGAUUACUGAUUUGCUUAAACCGCUGUUGCAUCGGAUCUUUGACUCUAUCCAUUUCUCAGAGUUACCAAUUCUUUUAUCUUGCUGGGGGCUAACAGGCUCCUAGGAUGGGGUAUUUCUAGCAAAUUUUCAACGAUUUUUUCGAUGUUCUGAAGCUUGUUCCUUGUGGGGAAGAUCUGAUAAGGCGGUUGAUCAAACUUAAAGAGCAUUAUGGUUGGUGAGGGUGGUGGUAGCUCCAUCAGGGUGGGCACAACCGGGAAGAUCAGUGUUCUGAUGACAAGGGAACUGGAAUCCACAAGAUGUGAAUCAUCAGAGACACCAGUGUCUUGUAGAAGAAAAUGCCAAACUGGCCCUGUCUCGGUUUCUUGUGGCACUUAUGCAAGAAGACAACACCGAAGAACUACGGGCAAUGGCAAGAGCUCUGGUGGCAGUCCAAGGAGUUCCAGUCAGGGCAGCCAUGGAAGCGCCCACAGAAAAACUUGCAACUCUAGACUGCCAGCCUGUCGCGUUCCUAUUCUCAGCUCUGAUGAGGUUUCUUUUGAUAGAACUCCUGAUAGAAACUGGCCUGGUAAGAAAGGCUCUUGUGUUGUUGAAAUUGUGGACCUCAACUGUGGGAAUCCUGAAAUAGGUUGGUCUAGCCCCAUGGCCAACCGGCUCAAGAAGUUUGGUUUCUCAAGGCUCUCUCAGACCAUAAACUAAUCCUGCAGCUUGGCCUCAUCAAGUUGAAUCCCAUUCAGCUGGCUACAACCCACUGCUUUGUUUACAGAGCCCCCUUUCUUCUUUGUUUCUUGGGGGUUAUCGAUUAUGGUCUUAAACCUUGACUUCUUUCUGUCUUAAUUUUUCUCAGAUUCUGCUCAAAUAAUUUGAUUGUUGUCUUUCUCAAGGGUUUUGUUUCUGUUGCAGCCUUUGUUUGAGGGAAACCGAGGGCUGAUGUGCAGCCUGUGCAGCCUUCAUAGGGCAUGGUUUUUAGGAUUUGAGAUAGGUUCUGAGCUUGGCUUCAGAGUAUUGGUUUUGAUGUCUUGUCUUAAGUGGGAGAAGGAUUCAAUCUGUUACAUUUAUGAUUUAGUCUUGUACCUCUGUUUCAAUGGAGGAUGAGAUCAUUGAGUUCAUGUUUCUUAAUCAAAACUUGCAAGUUGAAAGCAUUACACUUUCUUUAAUCACUUGCCCCUUUGGCUCCUUAUGUGGGGAAAUGAUCUCUCGACCAUUUAUGCAAAUAUUCUGUGGAAG